GACUAUUCUGUCCAGGACUUUUCGACGGAUGGGUCUGCUGGCCGGAUACAGCUGCUGGUGAAGCUGCGAGUGCACCGUGUCCAGAAUUCAUAAUCGGCUUCGAUCCUAGCAGAAAAGCAUACAAGAUAUGUGAAGAGACAGGAGAGUGGUUUUUCCACGAGGAGUAUAACAAGACAUGGUCGAAUUACACCACUUGUAUCAACAAGGAGGAUUUAUGGUUCCGUCAGAUGAUAGUCACCCUCUACAUAGUUGGAUACAGCAUCUCCCUCGUCGCCCUGCUCAGCUCCCUCGGCAUACUCACAUACUUCAAGUCGCUGCGAUGCGCAAGGAUCACGAUCCACAUGAACCUGUUCGGAUCGUUCACGAUCAACAACUUCCUUUGGAUCCUGUGGUACAAUCUGGUGGUGAAGCACAUAGAUGUCAUCAAAAAUAAUGAGGUCUGGUGUCGUGGUCUUCACGCAGUCCUGAUGCUCUUCCUCAUAUCCAACUACUCGUGGAUGUUGGGAGAGGGAUUAUAUUUGCACACCGUUCUAGUAUCAGCGUUCAUCUCCGAGACCAAACUCCUGCGAUGCAUGCUCCUACUAGGAUGGGGACUGCCCAUAAUAUUUGUCGUUCCCUACGCUUACCUUCGAUACACGUUCGAGGACCAAAACGACGUUGGCUGUUGGAUGGACGAUGGAAAGUUCUUCAUUCUACUACAGAUCCCAGUGGCCGUCAGCAUCUUCCUCAACUUAGUCUUCCUGGCAAAUAUACUGCGAGUGUUGUACGUUAAAUUGAGGCAGCAACCCCAGGGAGGAUCCGGAGCUUCCAGGGCUUCACUUCAGGCUUUGAGAGCAACGCUUCUGCUGGUUCCGUUACUCGGCCUCAACUUCCUGUUGACACCCUUCAGACCCGACAAGGACGGUUUCUGGGAGUACCUCUACGAAGUCGUCCAAGCCGUAACUGCUUCAUUACAGGGAUUAUGUGUGGCCAUACUGUUCUGCUUCUUUAACGGAGAGGUGUUGGCACAGAUGAAGAGGAAAUGGCGAGCGGCGACGUUCAGACCGAGGGCGAACUCUUGUACGGUAACAACCGUAUCGGUACGUAAGUUUGUCCGAUCGUCGUACCCAAACGGCGAGGAGAAGAUAUGACUAGGAGCCAUAGGUCGCAGGGCUUCGCAGUGGAUACAGUCUAGGAGGUCAUCCACGAUGUUGGUGAGGACGACCAGCAAUGCGGCGGCUUCGGCUCAACAGACAACGGCUCAGUGCGUAUAGAUCGAAAACCCUUUGUAAAUAUUACCCGGAAUUCCGAAGGGUUGAUGGAAUUAGAUUGGGAGAGGUGUUUGGGGGAUGAAGUAAAAAUAUAUAUAUAAACACGAAGAAGGGAUGAGAAGGAAAUCGUCUUGAGAGCUUUGGGGACUAAACAUGUUAUUUAAAUUUACAUCUCUCUGGCACAUCAUCAAUCCUUUUUUCGCUUAUUCCAUUUCCUCCCUUUACCGAUCUGCAGGCCCAAUUUAUUCCUUCGCAUCCAAUGUUCACGCCUCGCCCUUUGUCAUUUAAUCAUGUUUUUGCCUCCUGUCAUCUGCAUCCAUAAGAAUUUAUUAAGCAGCCCCACAAUUCUUUCAUUACUGACCUUCUCUUAGAUGCUUGAGCUUAACUACUAUACAAAAUUUGUAAAUAAUCUAGCAAAUAAUUAGGCAAUAGUAAUUACAAAGCAAACUAUUUUAUAUCACAUCUAAUAUAUUAUUAAAAUCGUAACCAUGGAGAAUCAUAUUUUUAGAAGCUAUAUACUUAAACUCUCAUC
This is a messenger RNA of Nicrophorus vespilloides, 1782 nucleotides long. It is a transcript of the gene Dh31-R, whose product is annotated as calcitonin gene-related peptide type 1 receptor. The record is from RefSeq and is a predicted model, not a curated record. Gene Ontology annotation, molecular function: calcitonin receptor activity. Gene Ontology annotation, cellular component: plasma membrane. NCBI's taxonomy places the organism in Eukaryota, Metazoa, Arthropoda, Insecta, Coleoptera, Silphidae. Gene Ontology annotation, biological process: adenylate cyclase-modulating G protein-coupled receptor signaling pathway; cell surface receptor signaling pathway.